This is a messenger RNA of Tauraco erythrolophus (red-crested turaco), 1108 nucleotides long. The record is from RefSeq and is a predicted model, not a curated record. Lineage: Eukaryota; Metazoa; Chordata; Aves; Musophagiformes; Musophagidae.
ACAUAUGAGAAAAGAUCAUGUUUUAGCAGAAGAGUUGGAAAAAGUUAAGCUUGGAAGCCUUUUGCCAUCAAGUCUGAGCAAAGAACUUGAAAAGAAAUACCUUGACAGUGAAGAGGCUACUAUCAAAAAUUCACUGACCAGAUGUUUAGAUAAAGAAAUCCAAAGAUGGAAAGAAGACAAAGAACCAGAGAAAAUAAAUGGGCAUUUUCAGAGCGAACUACUCGCAAUAUUUGUUAUCCAGAGUAUCUACAGCGGCCAGAAGCGAGCCGAGGACAUCAGUGCAGCAGUGGGUGAGGAGCUGUCACAUCGCCUGUCCAAAGAGCUGCCUGCCUUCCUGAAAAGCUACAAGGAUGCUUUCGAAGACUUUAAGGAGAAAGGCAGGAAGCAUAGAUACUACAAGCCUAUACUGAUCGCAAAUAUUAACAACUGCUGGAAUUUUAGAGACUAUACGGAGAAAAACAUGGCAGAAAAGGACGACAGUAAAGCCAGUAUCCUCAGCACUCUGGGCGACAUCGAAAACAGCGGCUUUGACGUGCUGCUUCAACAGCUGUUUGCGCAGCUGAAGCCAAUUUAUAAGAAGUUUACCGAAAAUAAGUGGGACUCCAGCAAUGAAGUUAUGAACGAGAUCAUUAAAACCACCAGCAAAUACAUUUCAGACUUCCGGACCCUAAAGGACCCUUUCUACCAUGCUAUCGUUGAGAAGAUCCAUGCCCGUUUGGUGAAAGAGUACAUCGUGAGGCUGCUGAAGAGGAAAGUCAGCCUGAAAACUCCAGCACAGCAGCAAAACUUGGCCCAAAACAUCUCUAAGAAUGCUGCCGACCUGGAAGCCUUCUGUGCCAGUAAUGGCUCUCGAGCCACGUGGCUGAAUUCAGCGCUCCCCAAACUGGCUGAAAUAAUCCGACUUCAGGAUUUAGGUGCUAUUAAAAUUGAAGUUGCAACGCUUGCCACGACAUACCCAGAUAUCCGGAAGAGGCACCUGGAAGCGUUCCUGUACAUCAAAGCCAACUUGUCACGCAGUGAACUCAAAAGCAUCCUGGGCUACUUGGCAGACAGCACGGCGUCCACACUGCCCGAGGCCCCGCUCUUCUCCAACAUAAACGUGUCCUAG